Messenger RNA from Eruca vesicaria subsp. sativa (arugula), 252 nucleotides. Lineage: Eukaryota; Viridiplantae; Streptophyta; Magnoliopsida; Brassicales; Brassicaceae. The record is from the annotation of a GenBank genome assembly.
AUGGCUGACGCAACGGAAAAAGCUGAGCACGACCGUAUUUUCAAGAAGUUUGAUGCUAAUGGAGAUGGAAAUAUCUCUUCCACAGAGCUUGGAGAUGCUCUCAAGAACCUUGGCUCGGUCACGCACGAUGACGUUAAGCGUAUGAUGGCUGAGAUAGAUACUGAUGGUGAUGGAUUCAUAUCGUAUCAAGAGUUUUCUGAUUUCGCAAAGGCUAAUCGUGGUCUCAUGAAAGAUGUCGCCAAGAUUUUCUAA